Dipodomys spectabilis (banner-tailed kangaroo rat) is the source of this 987-nucleotide messenger RNA. RefSeq names its product basic proline-rich protein-like. The record is from RefSeq and is a predicted model, not a curated record. The transcript is spliced from 3 exons. Lineage: Eukaryota; Metazoa; Chordata; Mammalia; Rodentia; Heteromyidae. The coding region runs from base 1 to 939 and encodes 312 amino acids.
AUGCAGGACGGGAGGGUGACAAUGGGGAAAAGAGGGGCCCGCGGGCGGGCUGCGGGAGCCCGACAGCCGGCCGGGGGCGGUGUCGGGGGCGGCACACGGCGGGGUGCGCUGUCCAAGGUGCGGAGAAGGUGCUGGGCGCGUGCACCGGCGCCGAGCCCGGAGCCCACACUGGCAGGGCGGGCGGGCGGAGAACAGCUGUGUCUGGGGCGCCGCGCACCCCCGGACUCCCUCACCUCUAGUUCUACUCCCCUCCCCCCCGCUCGCCCACUCCCCGCCAGGCUGAGUCCCGGUGCGGUGGCGAGGGGAGGGGUGGGGGCGGGGCGGGACCCGGGCACCCCGAUUCCCCACCCGGGACGCCCCGGGGAGGCUGCGGGCCGCGUCGCUGCUCACCUGGGGCCGCGGUUCUGGGAGCAAAGGCAGCCCCGCGGCGCGGAGUCGGGCGCCGGGCGCGGCGCGGCUCCUCCUAGCCUCGGCGUCCUCCGCCUCCUCCGGGCUCCGCUCGGACUCCUGUCCCGGGGAACCGAGCUGCCUGACGGGGCCGGGCUGCGGCCGCCUUUUCCUCGGUCUCCGCCGCCGCCGCCGCCGCCGCCGCAGCCGCAGACAGAGGACGCCCCGUGGCGGAUGGAAGCCUGUGAGGAACGGACGCUGGGCUUAGCCUGGAGGAGCUGCCCGCCGGGAGACCAGAGAAGAGGAGGCGAGGCCGUGUGGCCAGCUUGGAGUCGGGAUCCGAGGCCCGGGGAGGCAAAGCGGGACGCGCAGCCACCGGGGCGGCAGAAGUGGCGCCUGCAGCCCACGAUCGCGCUACCUACUCUGGGGAGGGGCAGAGGCCACUCGCUCCUGCCACUACCGGCGUCUGGACUUCUCCGCUGGGGCGCUGGGGGACGGAGAUCCGGAACCUCGCGGUUGCCAUGGCGACCUCGGAGGCGCCAAGCCGGCUGACAGGCCAAGCCGGGGACCCGGGCGCACGUGGCAGCCUCCUGGCAGAAG